AUGGCACUGCAUACUCAUCUGAAUAUCGAUGGGUGUAUGUACUACAAACCUCCAAAGCUCAGCGGUACCCAGUCUUUAUUGCUAGUACCCCAAAAAAUUUUCCGCUUACAUUUCGACGCCCAUCACAGUAGCGCUGUCUUUAGAGGACAUACAUUGGAAAAAGACUCUAGCUUAGCUCUUACGCGAAUAUUACUGGCCAACUAUCCAUUCCGGUCCGAAGAAUGCCUCACCUGUCAGAUGCAACGUUAUCCAAAGCCCGCUUUCUGCGAACGUUUGAUUUCUGUGCAUAGCGAUGCUGUAUUUGCAAAGGUAGGUCUCGACCUUUGCGGCCCAUUAAAGACCACGGAACGAGGGAAUAAUUAUAUCCUCAACAUGGUAUGUUGGUUUACACGAUACGUUAACCCUACCCCAAUACCAGACGCACGUGCGAAUACCAUUGCGCACGCCCUUCUCUCUGACAGCGUCCUCAAGUAUGGCACUAUGUCUGAGCUUGUCUCGUACCAGUCAUCAAGUUUCACAUCCCACUUCUACCAAGAGUUUUGCGACUUCCUUCAUAUUCAGCAUAGAUUUGCAAUCCCUCACCAUUCAAUGGGAAUUGGGGCAACAAAACGCACAUUUCGCACAUUCCAAACUAUGCUCACUAAGUUCAUCAACCUAAAGCAGGAGGACUGGGACUUAUCCGUUCCUUGCGUAACUUUUGCUAUAAUACAUCAGUGCACGAAGCAUUGGACGAAACGCCCUUUCUCCUUAUGUUUGGGAGAGACCCGAUGUAUACCAUGGACCGCAUCUUACUCCCGCAAACCAGACCUCGGAUACCCGGUCCAUCCGGAACUGAGGAGUUUAGACACAACUCGUAUCCGCUCUCCACUUAGCAUGGAAGCAAGCCGCGUAACAUGCGCGUAUCCACAAACUAUCGAUGGCAGCACAGUACGACAAAGCAGCGCGCCUGACCCAAAACAAAGCAGGGGACCGAGUGUUCUUCCGCAACUAUACUAGCAAACAGGGACUCGCGCGGAAACUUUGCUUUCCAUGGAUUUGACAGCUCCGAGUCCUUCGCGUUGAUCCAUCCACGCCACUAUAUUAAGCAUCAUAUCUCCGCAGUCCAAACCCCGCCGGGUGCACCUCAACCAUUUCAAAAAGGUAAUCAACUACAGCGGACCUGCAUCAACACUUCCUACCAUCCCAGAAGAGGAAUCCUUUAUCAACGAACUUACCACCGACGAUAUAUCAGGCCAUCAUCAUGACUUGACGCGAACUUCACCGACCACACCACAACAGGCCCUAGAGGAUUCUGCUCCUCCCACACGAUAUAACUUGCGACCGCGGAAUCACGACAGGUGGUUUCUUCAUCUCUCCAUAUCAUACUGA
Messenger RNA from Haemonchus placei, 1368 nucleotides. The record is from the annotation of a GenBank genome assembly. Lineage: Eukaryota; Metazoa; Nematoda; Chromadorea; Rhabditida; Trichostrongylidae.